Molecule: messenger RNA, 2634 nt
Organism: Heteronotia binoei (common prickly gecko)
Lineage: Eukaryota; Metazoa; Chordata; Lepidosauria; Squamata; Gekkonidae
Product: vomeronasal type-2 receptor 26-like
Exons: 6
Coding region: 1-2634 (877 amino acids)
Biological process (GO): G protein-coupled receptor signaling pathway
Cellular component (GO): membrane
Molecular function (GO): G protein-coupled receptor activity
Source: RefSeq, a predicted model, not a curated record
AUGGUGCUAUUUAUCACUUCCAUGUUAGCGCUGCUGGUGCAGGUGGUGUGCAAAUCUCUGACUGUUCAAUGCCCCAGCAGUUAUCCGCUUCCUAUUAUACACAAAUAUUACCAGUCAGGAGACCUUCUCAUUGCUGGGAUUGUUUCUCAUGCAUUUAAGUUUUCCAAUACUGUCAAUUUUGAAGUGUGUCCCUCUCUCAAUUCCUCUGAUUCACUCUUAAUAUUGACUCAGCUUUACCAGAACAUCCUGGCUUUGGUGUUUGCUGUAAAGGAGGUCAAUGAAAACCCUCAGCUCUUACCCAACAUCACUCUGGGUAUCCACACCUAUAAUAACUAUUUUAGCCCAAGCUUGACCUAUCACGCUGCAAUGGAACUUCUCUCCACGAAGGGGAGGUUCAUUCCUAACUACAAGUGUGACCACCAGAACAACUUAGUGGCAGUUUUGGGGGGACCAAACUCUGAUUUCUUUUUCUACAUGGCAGAAAUUCUGGGCAUCUUCAAGAUUCCACAGUUUCUUUAUGGCUCUGCUCCAGUGAUGACUAACAGAAAUGAAGCAGCUUUCCUCUACAAGAUGUUCCCCAGUUGGGACAGUCAAUACAUAGGGAUCAUGAAAUUAUUGCUUUAUUUCAGGUGGAUAUGGGUUGGGCUGAUCUAUGUGAGUGAUGAACAUGGGGAGCGAUUUGUACAGGAGGUGCUUCCUAACUUUUCUGAGCAUGGAGUCUGCUUUGAGUUCAUAGCAAAGUUCCCAGUACUUUCUUUUUUUAGUUCUUUUUCUGAAAAGGUAGUAGGAAACAAUGACUUAUCGACGCUUGUCAUGGGAAGCACAGCCAACGUGGUGGUCAUGCAUGGUGAAAUUCAAACUGUAAUAGUUUUGCAAUUUUUGGUGAAGGCAGCAGAAUUUAAAGAGAUACCCAUGAGGACAAAAGCUAAAGUCUGGAUUCUGCCUGCCCAGAUGGAUUUCACAUCAACUGAAAUUCAACGAAGUUGGGAUAUAGACUUUAUGUAUGGUGCUUUAUCCUUUGCUGUUCACUCAAGAAAGGUUUUAGGAUUUGUUAAGUUUCUUCAGGCAAGGGAUCCUGCUUCUGAAAAAGAAGAUGGCUUUGUUGGGGAUUUCUGGAAACAGACUUUUGGCUGUUCACUCUCUGGUACUACAGAAGCCAUGACCGAUGAAGAAAUCUGCACUGGGGAGGAGAAGCUGGAGAAUCUUCCUGGGUCUGUCUUUGAAAUGAGCAUGACCGGCCACAGCUACAGGAUCUACACUGCUGUCUACGUGGUGGCACAUGCAUUACAUGCCAUGUACUCAUCCAUGCUCAAACACAGAGCGCUGGCUGAUGGAGGGAGAAAAAGAUUUCUGAAUCAACACCCGUGGCAGUUCCAUAAAUUUUUGAAAAGGGUCUCAUUCAACAACAGUGCUGGGGACUUGGUUUCCUUUGAUCAAGAUGCGGAGAUAGUGGCUGGACUUGAUAUCAUCAACUGGGUCACCUUUGCCAACCAGUCCUUUCUUAGAACCAAAGUUGGAAGGAUGGACCCAAAAUCUCCAGAAGAUACAAUGAUCACCAUUCAUGAAGAUGGAAUCAUUUGGCCCCACAUGUUUAACCAGGUUCAGCCUCUUUCUCUGUGCAAUGACAGAUGCCAUUCAGGCCACAGUAAGAAAAAGAAGGAAGGGCAGCCAUUUUGCUGCUAUGAUUGCCUUCCAUGUCCAGAAGGGCAGAUCUCAUACCUGGAGGAUACCAAUGAUUGUUUUCAGUGCCCAGAAGAUAAAUAUCCAAAUGCCAUUCAGGAUUUAUGCCUCCAAAAACAUAUAAUUUUCUUGUCUUAUGACGAACCUUUGGGGAUCACUUUGAUCAGUUUUGCACUUUCCUUCUCUUUUAUGGCAGCUCUUGUGCUUGGUAUCUUCAUUAAGAACCAGGACACUCCCAUAGUCAAAGCCAACAACCGGAAUCUCUCCUAUAUUCUCCUUGUUUCCCUCCUGCUCUCCUUCCAUUGCACUUUGUUUUUCAUUGGCCGACCUGAGAAGCUCUCGUGUCUCCUUCAACAAACUACAUUUGGCAUUAUCUUCUCAGUGGCUGUUUCUUGUGUGCUGGCUAAGACCAUCAUUGUGGUUCUAGCCUUCAUGUCCACCAAGCCAGGGUCCAGGAUGAGAAACUGGAUGGGGAAACGAUUGGUCAACUCCAUUGUUCUUUCUUGCUCUUUGAUUCAAACAACUAUUUGUACAGCUUGGUUAAUAACUUCUCCUCCAUUCCCAGAUUUUGACAUGCACUCAGUGACUGAAGAAAUUAUUAUGAAAUGUAACGAAGGGUCGGUUGCCAUGUUUUAUUGUGUCUUGGGCUACAUGGGCUUCCUGGCCACUGUCAGCUUCACGGUAGCUUUCUUAGGCAGGAAGUUGCCUGAUAGUUUUAAUGAAGCCAAGUUCAUCACCUUCAGCAUGCUGGUCUUUUGCAGUGUUUGGCUGACCUUUGUUCCAACCUAUUCCAGUACAAAAGGAAAAUACAUGGUGGCUGUGGAGGUCUUCUCUAUCUUAGCCUCCAGUGCUGGGUUGCUGGGUUGCAUAUUUUUCCCUAAAUGUUAUAUUAUAGUUUUGAGGCCUGAGCUGAACAGGGUUCAAAUUAUCAGAAGACCAAAGGAAAGAAUAUAA